Dicrocoelium dendriticum is the source of this 1776-nucleotide messenger RNA. NCBI's taxonomy places the organism in Eukaryota, Metazoa, Platyhelminthes, Trematoda, Plagiorchiida, Dicrocoeliidae. The record is from the annotation of a GenBank genome assembly.
AUGAUGGUAGAAGGUGGGGGGGGGGGGGGGGGGGGGGGGGGGGGGGGGGGGGGGGGGGGGGGGGGGGGGGGGGGGGUGGGGGGGGGGGGGGGGGUGGGGGGGGGGGGGGGGGGGGGGGGGGGGGGGGGGGGGUGGGGGGGGGGGGGGGGGGGGGGGGGGGGGGGGGGGGGGGGGGGGGGGGGGGGGGGGGGGGGGGGGGGGGGGGGGGGGGGGGGGGGGGGGGGGGGGGGGUGGGGGGGGGGGGGGGGGGGGGGGGGGGGGGGGGGGGGGGGGGGGGGGGGGGGGGGGGGGGGGGGGGGGGGGGGGGGGGGGGGGGGGGGGGGGGGGGGGGGGGGGGGGGGGGGGGGGGGGGGGGGGGGGGGGGGGGGGGGGGGGGGGGGGGGGGGGGGGGGGGGGGGGGGGGGGGGGGGGGGGGGGGGGGGGGGGGGGGGGGGGGGGGGGGGGGGGGGGGGGGGGGGGGGGGGGGGGGGGGGGGGGGGGGGGGGGGGGGGGGGGGGGGGGGGGGGGGGGGGGGGGGGGGGGGGGGGGGGGGGGGGGGGGGGGGGGGGGGGGGGGGGGGGGGGGGGGGGGGGGGGGGGGGGGGGGGGGGGGGGGGGGGGGGGGGGGGGGGGGGGGGGGGGGGGGGGGGGGGGGGGGGGGGGGGGGGGGGGGGGGGGGGGGGGGGGGGGGGGGGGGGGGGGGGGGGGGGGUGGGGUUGGGGGUGGGGUGGGGGGUGGGUGGUGGGGGGGUGGUGGGGGGUGUGGGGGGGUGGGGGGGGGUGGGGUGGUGUGUGGGGGUGUGGUGGGGGGGGGGGGGUGGUUGGGGUGGGUGGUGGGGGUGGGGGGGGGGGGUGUGGGUGGUGGGGGUGGGGGUGGUGGGGUGUGGGGGGGGUGGUGGGUGGGGGUGGUGGGGGUGGUGGGUGUGGGGGGUGGGGGGGUGGGGGGUGGGGGGGGGUGGGGUGGGGGGGUGGGGGUGGGGGGUGUUGGGUGGGGGUGUGGGGGGUGGGGGUGGGUGGGGGGGUGGGGGUGGUGUGGGUGGGGGGGGUGGGGGUGGGGGGGUGGGGUGGGGGGUGGUGGGGGGUGGGGGGGGUGGGUGUGGGGGUGGGUGUGGGUGGGGGGGGGUGGGUGUGGGGGGGUGGGGGUGUGGGGGGGGGUGGGUGGGGGGGGUGGGGGGUGGGGGUGUGGGUGGGGGGGGGGGUGGUGGGGGGGGUGUGGGUGUGGGGGGGGGUGGGGGGUGGGGGGGGUUGGGGGUGGGUGGGGGUGGUGGGGGGUGGGGGUGGGGUGGGGGGUGGGGGGUGGGGGGGGUGGGGUGGGGUGGUGUGGGUGUGGGGUGUGGGGUUGGGGGGUGGGGGGUGGUGGUUGGGGGGGGAGUGGUUGGGGUGGGGUGGGGGGGUGGGGGAUUUGUGGUGUGGUGGGGUGGUGGGGGGGGGUGGGGGUGUUUGGUGGGGGGGGUGGGGUGUGUUGGGUGGAGGGUUGGUGGGGUGGGGGGGGGUGUGGGGGUGUGGAGUGGGGGGGGGGGUUUGGUGGUGGGGUUGUGGGUGGGGGGGUGUUGGUGGGUGGGUGGGGGUUGGGUGGGUGGAGUGGUGGGUGGGUUGGUGGGGGUGGGUUUGGUUGGGGUUGUAGUGGGUGGGGUAUGGGUUGGGUUGUGGGUGGGGGGGUGUUGGGGGGGGUGGGGGGUGUGGUGGGGGUGGUUGGGGGGGGGGGGGGGGGGGGGGGGGGGGGGGGGGGGGUGGGGGGGUGGGGUGUGUGGGGGGUGGGUAGGGGGGGGGGGGGGGGGGGGGGGGGGGUGUAUGGUUAG